This is a messenger RNA of Rotaria sp. Silwood1, 1140 nucleotides long. NCBI's taxonomy places the organism in Eukaryota, Metazoa, Rotifera, Eurotatoria, Philodinida, Philodinidae. The record is from the annotation of a GenBank genome assembly.
AUGGCAACGGGAAUCGAUAAUUAUUAUGAAUAUAUUAAUGAAGAAUCAAUCGAUCAGAUGUUAGUAUGUCAAAUAUGUAACAAACCAUUUACUGAGCCUGUCAUAAUUCCAUGUCAACAAAUAUUUUGUCGGCAGUGUAUAGAACAACCGCUGGAUAAUAAUUACUUACGAUGUUCUUCAUGUAACGAAUCACAUUCAAAAGAACAUAUAAUACCAGUUACUGAUCCAUCUAUUCUUACAUCACUUGAUCAAAUUCAAGUUAAAUGUAAAUUAUGUGGUCAAAAUAAUAUAGAACGAGGAAAUAUUCAAAAUCAUAUUAAUAAUCUAUGUCAAAAAGCAAUUGUUACUUGUCCAGCUAAAGAAAUUAAUUGUCCUUGGAUUGGAUUACGUGAAGAACUUCAAAUUCAUUUAACACCAAGUUCAUCUGAAUUAUUAACAUCAGAUAAUCAAAUUGAAGAUAAUUUUGAAAAUACAUGUGAUAAAUAUUGUAUUUUAGAAGAAAGUCAUGGUGAAUUUCUUCCAUUCUCAACUAUUAAUUUACAACAACGACAAUUUCAAAAUCAAGAUAUAGCUAUUGCAGUAAAAGCUUUAAUUAUUAAUAAAAGAUGUACAUAUCUUGAUUUAUUCAAUAAAGGUAUUACAUCAAAAGGUGCAUCAAUAAUUUCUUCCGUAUUACAUAAUGAUACGUUAUUAGAAACAUUAGGACUUCGAAAUAAUCUUAUAUGUGAUUCAGGUGUUCAAUAUAUUGCUUAUGCUCUUUCAACAAAUUCAUGUCUUAAACGACUUGAUCUUAAUAAUAAUUCUAUUACGGAUACAGGUGUUCGAUUAUUAGCUGAUAUGUUAAGAACAAAUCAAACUUUAAUUAAAUUAACAUUAUCUUACAAUCGAAUUAGUAACGAAGGAAUGGAUGUAUUAGUUGAUGUACUUAUUAAUUAUAAUUCAACUCUUCAAUGGUUAUGUCUUGCAGGAAAUUUAGGAAUUAAUAAUUCAUCUACUCAUUCAAUUAUUAAUCUAAUCAGACAUAAUCAAUCAUUAACGACACUUAAUUUAGAAGGAUGUAAUCUUUCAUGGUGGAAUAAAGCACAAAUUUAUUUUUAUCAAACAAUUUAUUUUAAGUCGAAUUUAGAACUUUUAUUAUAA